This is a messenger RNA of Didymella exigua CBS 183.55, 2747 nucleotides long. RefSeq lists its product as uncharacterized. The transcript has a single exon. The record is from RefSeq and is a predicted model, not a curated record. Gene Ontology annotation, cellular component: nucleus. Gene Ontology annotation, molecular function: nucleic acid binding; exonuclease activity. NCBI's taxonomy places the organism in Eukaryota, Fungi, Ascomycota, Dothideomycetes, Pleosporales, Didymellaceae. Bases 39 to 2408 code for a protein of 789 amino acids.
ACCGAACAUUAUUACAUGCCCCUCGCAUGCCUGCUGACAUGACGAAACGAAAGCGCGGGAGCAAUGAAGGAGAGCUUAUCGAUGUCGGACUCGGCGCGACGCUGGCGCAUCUGAGGGGAGAGACCCAGCCUAGUGCGAUGUCGACUGCGGUCGAAGAUGAUGAGGCCUGGACCGUAGCCGGCGGCUCCAAGAGGCGGAGAAAGGAGCGCGCGGACUCUAACAACUCUCAUGGUGGUCGCCGAGGCUCGGGUGCUGGUGCACGAGACGCCGGGCCUGAGGAUACUCGAAAUACAGCAGAUCCAUUCGCUCCUGAUAAAGAGAACCGAGGUGAUCCAACAUCGCCUCAAGAGAACCCCUUCUCUAUGAACAAGGACUGCACCAACGAUUCGUCCAAAGACACAAGCGCAACAAAGGAGGAGCGCCGCAAAGAGCGAAAGCUUGAGCGGAAUUAUCCGGCCAUCGAGCAUUCACAUCAUGCUCGGCUACAAUCGCACGUGAAGAUCACAGAUCUACAAGCUUUGGUGCUGUACCUACUUGCAGACGGAAAUGCGCCUCAGUGGGUCUCUGUACGCAAUCGCGCCAGCAUUCGACAGGUCGUCAUGCUGAUGGUCCCUGGCCUGGAGCUGGGCAUGUUCAAUGGCAAAGUUCCCUUGGACUCAGCGACAGCUAUGGACGUAGACAAGCCGGCUGUGGACCAACAGCCUGCUGAUACUGCACUCAAGGCUGAGGAAAUCACCUCCGCAGAUAUGGACAAGCCCAAAUUUUUGCGCAUCGCAGACGACGAGUACUACCCAGCAAGCCUGAAGCCGAGCAGACUGCCGGACGCAUUGAAGCCACUAGCUGAUAUCUUUGAGCAUGUUUGGCCGAUCAAGGCGCAAGGCGAACAUCGCGGUAAUCAGUUCAUUAGGGUGCAUUCGCCGAUUCACACCAUGCUAACCUCGCAAAUCCCGAGAACGAAGGAGGAGAAGCAGAUGAAGAAGAACGGUGGCCACAAAGGACCAAUGCCACAAAACUCGAAACAUUGGGACAACAAACGCACACCAAUCACCGAGUACGUCGCGACUCUAGCAGAGCAACAGGAGAACGAAUACAUCCUUCAUCCAGCCUGGUUCUUGACACAGGAGUCAAAAGCAGCUGCACACAAAGAGAGACAGGCGGCUGGCCAGUCUACAGACGAUGGCUGGGUCGACACCAAUGUUGCAUCUUUGGAAGAUGGCGCUAUGCCCGACAAUGAGAUUGAGCAAGGCAGUGUGACUGCCGGACGCCACAUCAUCUCCGUGGAUUGCGAAAUGUGCAAAGCUGAGAACGAUCAGCUCGUACUGACACGUAUCAGCCUUCUCAACUGGGACGGUAGUGUGGCGAUGGACAAGCUAGUCAAGCCUGAUGUGCCCAUCAAGGAUUACUUGACUCAGUGGUCAGGUAUCACACCAGCUAUGCUCGAGAACGUCACGACCACGUUGGCAGACAUCCAGAAUGAGCUACUGGAGCUUAUUACCCCACACACGAUCCUCAUAGGGCACUCAUUAAAUUCAGAUCUUAACGCGAUGAAGCUCACGCACCCCUUCAUCAUCGACACGGGCAUCCUGUUUCCCCAUCCUCGUGGACCGCCAUAUAAGCAAUCGCUCAAGUGGCUUGCUCAGAAGUACCUGCACCGAGAGGUUCAGAAGGGCUCCAGUGGCCACGAUAGCGUCGAGGACUCGAAGACAUGUCUUGACUUGGUGAAGCAGAAAUGCGAGAGAGGACCCAAGUGGGGAUCUGGCGACACCAACGCGGAGUCCAUCUUCAAGAGACUGGGACGUACCCCACGGCCCAAGGCAAACGAGACCCGUGCGGGAGUUGUCAUCGAUUGGGGUGAGCCACAACGCGGACAUGGUGGUCAGGCGCAGCUCUCGAAAGGAUGCAAGACAGACGAACAGGUCAUCGAAGCUAUCGAUACAGCUCUCAAAGGAGCAAUGGAGGAUCGUGACGGCGCCGCUGCCAAGGUCGACUUCAUCUGGGCUCGUCUUCGCGAGUUGGAGCUCGCACGUGGUUGGUGGGAUGACACAAAGACCGCGGAUGUGGAACUGAUUCGACAAAACGCUUUGCAGAGACUUGGACUCGUGAAAGAUGGCGAUGACGAAGUCGAGGUCAAGUGCUCUGAGCUCGGUGGCGCUGUUUCGAGAGCUGUCGACCACAUCACUCGGAUCUACGACUCAUUACCACGCUGCACAGCCCUCAUUGUGUACAGUGGCACAGGCGACCCUAGAGAGAUUCGCCGUCUGCAAGCAAUGCAACAGCAGUAUCGCCGCGAGUAUGCCACCAAGAAUUGGGACAAUUUGAGCGUGAAGUGGACGGAUACCGAGGUGCAGGCCCUCUCACAGGCCUGUCAGGACGCCCGCAACGGCGUUGGAUUUAUCGUGGUCAAGUGAGAUGCAAGUAUUUGUGUUCUCGCGUGUGCAACGCGUGUAGUAACACAUGGGUUUCAUGCUGAGCAUUUGCGCUAAAGCAGGCGCUUGCCAUACAGCCUGCAUCGCAUAUGGGGCAAUCUCAUCCGCCCAUAGUUGUAAAAUCUUUGGGUGGUGUUUUACCUUGUAAAGUAUAUCGACUAGCUCCAUGCGUCGCGGCUAUGAUGCCCAUACAUCGCAAUAUUGGUCGCGCCUAGCGCAUAUGCGAGAAGCGCAGGACGAAUGCAUCCUCCAGCCAAUGCAGAUCUUCUACCUAUACCGCGCAUUGCGCAUUGUAAUUGCACAUGCAGUUGUUGUCCCUUG